Messenger RNA from Lolium rigidum, 1802 nucleotides. RefSeq lists its product as uncharacterized. Bases 417 to 1322 code for a protein of 301 amino acids. The record is from RefSeq and is a predicted model, not a curated record. NCBI's taxonomy places the organism in Eukaryota, Viridiplantae, Streptophyta, Magnoliopsida, Poales, Poaceae. The transcript has 2 exons.
GAGCUGCCUCCUCGACCGCAAGCUCUUCCUCGGCGACCACACCAACGCCACAACCGCAUGGUACGACUACCCCGAGCACGACGAGGUUUCCAUUCAGGUCACCUUGUUCGUCGCCCCCCCUCCUCGCAUCUCCUGUAUCCUCGCCUGGUGCUCCCAUACCUAUUUCACACAGCAGCCCAUGGUCGUCUCCACGCACGACGGCCUUGUCCUCCUCAGCAUCGCCUUCUCCAAGAAAAAUUCUAAAUCAGCAGAUUUCUUCAUGUACCAACCCGGUGUCGACAAGGGCGGCGAUAACGAUCGGUUGCUCGAGCUGAUCCCUCAGCCCAGCGACAUGCGCUUGGUCGACCAAGGCUGUGCGGUCGGCCUCCCUGCCCUCCCACGGCGGCAGCGGCGACUACCACAUCGCCGCACUAACCAUGUCCUUGCAGGCCGAAGGAGUGUUUGACCUCUACGUAUUCAGCUCCAAGACGAAAAGUUGGACCGUCAGGAGGCCCUCGUUAACUGAGGAUGCUGCCGUUGACUCUGAGGGCUACAUAUCGGCCAAGGCGACCCCCCUUGGCGGUGGUUCCGUUGCGUUCGUCGACUUUUCUAAGGGCAUCCUCAUCUGCGACGUUCUUGACGGCCGGGAAAGCCCGGAACUCCACUAUAUCCCUCUGCCAUCAGAAGAACUCUUCCAACCAUUGCCGGAUGCCUACCCGUACAUGCCUCAUGAUUUGACUUUUCACAUUUCCAGCGAGACUAUUCGCAUCAAGUUUGCUUACGUGGUGUGUCCCUUAUCUGUGGAUUGGAGCAUUGAGACGUUCAGUACUACCACAGUGACCAAGAGUCCUUGGGGCCAGGUCAAUCCUUGGGAAAAAGACUCCACGGUCGAUGCUAGCGAACUGUCAGUUCAUGGCAGCAUCGAGCUUUCAGGACUGCUGGACCAUGGUGACGGCAAGCAGACUCUUGGCUCUCUCUUUGUUGAGAAGCCCGCGUUGAGCUUACACCAAGACAACAUUGUCUGCUUAAUGGCUAAGCAAAAUAUCAUGGAUAGACAAUUGUGGAUGAUUGCUGUCGACAUUGAGAACAAGGAGCUGCAAGGAGUCAUCCAUCUUGGCGUCGGAAGACGCACGGCACUAAUCUACAGCACCAUCUCUGAUCACCUCAACAACGUUGCUGCGACUGCAUCUACUGGUGAGAAGGGAGACCUGAAAAGGCUAGGAGCGUCGCUGGAGUCAAAAACUCCCAAGAAACUGAUCAGGGUUGCAUCCUUGGUUGGUGAACAAGAGAAAGGGGUCACGGGAACUGAUGAUGGUGAUGAUAUGGACUUGGAACUCGAGUAACCAAAUAUGGGGACUAGCAUAUCUGCUUAAGUUUAACACUGAUGAAUGUCUCUACAUAGAUCGUCAUCCUGUUUGUCAAAGUAUCUAAUAAAGUACCCUCAAAGCAUGUGGCUCUGAUAUGCGAAUGGUGGACUUAGGAUAGUACAAAAUGGUUGAUAGAUUGGUGAUACUGAUUGUUUUGUGAUUAUUCUGUAAACCAAAUUGGUUGAUAGAUUUGUUACAUGUAUUUGCUGGCGCAGGUGAGAAGGGAGACCUGAAAAGGCUAGGAGCGUCGCUGGAGUCAGAAACUCCCAAGAAACUGUUCAGGGUUGCAUCCUUGGUUGGUGAACAAGAGAAGGGGGUCACGGGAACUGAUGAUGGUGAUGAUAUGGACUUGGAACUCGAGUAACCAAAUAUAGGGACUAGCAUAUCUGCUUAGGUUUAACACUGAUGAAUGUCUCUACAUCGAUCGUCAUCCUGUUUGUCAAAGUUUCAUCAUGU